GGUUUUGAAAAAUAAAGGGGUUAAGUAAACGGUAUUACAGUUCAGGGUUAUAUGAACUUUCCUAAUAGUACAGGUAGUGAUUUGGAUUUUUUCCUUUUUUUUUUUGGUGUACGCUGGAUUGCUGGAAGCUUAUCCCUCCCCAAACCCCUCACCGGGUGUCCUCGGCUUCUCGGUCGCGGGCUCCCCUCAGCGCGCCGCGGUUCCCGGCCGUCCGUCCUCCCUUCCCUGCUUGGCCACGACACCACCGUCGAAACUAUGGCCUCCUGCCCUCUAUUCCUAAUGACCCCGCGUCCCCCUCCCGCUCUCGUCGACGCCAGCCGCUUCCCACCCCUCGCGGGCAGCGCCGACCUCCCAACCAGCCGUCGCCCUCGCCCCGGACGGCGGCAUGGUCACCGUUGCGACUCGUCUUCCUCCUCCUCCGCGCCGCGCGACCGCCCGCCCAGGCCGCGGCAGCAGAGGCAGAGGUCGCAGCGCCCCGGCGGCCGAGGUGACGUCGUCGACCCCGUGGGCUUCCUAGCCAAGCUCGGCGUCUCGGACCGCGCCUUCGCCCAGUUCCUCCGCGACCGGCAUAAGGCUUUGAAGGACCGCAGAUGGGAGUUGUGCUCUCGAUUUAUUGAUCUGAAAGAGGCGUCCUCUGGGUUCGAAUUAUUGGGCAUGCACCGGCAUCGACAGCACCGCAUUGAUUUCAUGGAAUGGGCUCCAGGUGCUCGCUAUUGUUCAUUGGUUGGUGAUUUUAAUGAGUGGUCGCCAACUGAAAACUGUGCCAGAGAAGGUCAUUUAGGACAUGAUGAUUUUGGAUAUUGGUUUAUCAUACUUGAAGAUAAGCUCAGAGAUGGGCAAGAACCAGAUGAAUAUUUUUUCCAGGAAUACAAUUAUGUGGAUGAUUAUGACAAAGGUGACAAUGGUGUUGAUGCUGAAGAAAUAAUGCAUAGGAUGAAAGAAGAGUAUUGGGAACCUGGAGAAAUCAGGUCGCGCAAGUCUCAGUUAGAGAUGGUUGUUAAGCUAUAUGAACAAAUGUUUGGCCCAAAUGGUCCACAAACAGAGGAGGAGUUAGGUGAAAUUCCUGAUGCCCAAACAAGAUACAAUGAGUGGAAAUCCUUGCAGAAGGCUGACUCGUCAAGCUUGUCUCCUUCAUAUGAUAUCAUUGACAAUGGACAGCCGUUUGACAUUUUCAAUGUUGUAACGGAUCGAGCAUCAUUUGAAAAGUUUCAAGCGAAGAAACCUCCCCUUGCUUACUGGGUUGAAAUGAGGAAAGGUCGAAAAGCAUGGCUCGAGAAAUAUGUCCCAACUAUUUCUCAUAAAGACAAGUACAGGGUUUAUUUUAAUACUCCUGAUGGUGCUUUAGAACGUGUUCCUGCUUGGGCUACAUAUGUUCUUCCAGAUACUGAAGGAAAGCAAUCCUAUGCAGUACAUUGGGAACCUCCUCCUGAAGAAAUUUACAAAUGGAGAUUUGGACGUCCAAAGGUGAAGGGUUCACUUAGAAUAUAUGAAUCCCAUGUUGGCAUUAGUGGAUCGGAGCAAAAAGUUUCAUCAUUUCAGGAGUUCACAUCCAAAGUUCUUCCUCAUAUAAAAAAUUCUGGAUAUAAUGCUGUUCAACUGAUUGGCGUUGUGGAGCACAAGGAUUACUCCUCCGUUGGCUAUAAGGUCACUAAUUAUUUUGCAGUCAGCAGCAGAUUUGGCACCCCGGAUGACUUUAAGAAACUGGUCGACGAGGCACAUGGCCUUGGAUUAGUGGUGCUUCUGGAUAUUGUCCACUCCUAUGCAUCGGCAGAUGAACUGGUUGGCUUAUCGCUGUUUGAUGGCUCUAAUGACUGUUACUUCCACAGUGGAAAGAGAGGGCAUCACAAGUAUUGGGGCACCAGGAUGUUUAAAUAUGAUGAUGUGGAUGUUCUGCACUUCUUAUUGUCCAAUUUGAAUUGGUGGGUUACUGAAUACCGGAUUGACGGAUUCCAGUUUCAUUCAUUGUCUUCUAUGUUGUAUACUCAUAAUGGGUUUUCUACUUUUACCGGUGCCAUGGAAGAGUAUUGCAAUCAGUAUGUUGACAAGGAUGCACUGAUAUAUCUAAUUCUUGCAAACGAAAUGUUACAUGAUCUUCAUCCAGAUAUCAUAACAAUUGCCGAAGAUGCAACAUUUUAUCCUGGGUUGUGCGAGCUAACAACUCAAGGUGGAUUGGGAUUUGACUACUGUGUCAAUCUUUCUGUUCCAGAAAUGUGGUUGUGGCAUCUUGAAAAUGUUCCCGAGCAAGAAUGGAGCAUGAGUAAGAUUAUGAAAGUAUUAGUAAGCAGAAAUCAGAAUAUGCUCUCGUAUGUUGAGAAUCAUAACCAGUCCAUAUCAGGACGCAAGUCUUUCGCUGAAAUAAUUCUUAAUUCUGGAAAGUUCUCAAUUCGUUCUGUUGAUGAUGGUUUGAUGGAAGCUUCAUUGCUGAAAAUUAUCAAACUAAUUACUUUCACAACGAGCGGAGGUGCUUAUCUAAACUUCAUGGGCAAUGAAUUUGCACAUCCAAAAAGAGUUGAAUUUCCUAUGUCAAGCAAUGACUAUUCCUUCCGGUUAGCGAAUCGGCAAUGGGAACUAUUGGACAAGGGUUUUCACAAACAUUUCUUUGACUUUGACAAGGAUGUUAUGAGCUUGGAUGAAAAUGAAAGGAUAAUUUCCAAAGGUUCACCCAGUAUUCAUCACUGUGAUGACACGAGCAUGGUCAUAUGUUUCACAAGGGGGCCUUUUCUUUUCGUAUUUAAUUUCAAUCCUGAAGUCUCCCAUCAGUCAUAUCUUGUUGGUGUGGAUGAAGCCGGGGAAUAUCAACUCAUCUUGAACACGGAUGAAACUAAAUAUGGUGGACGGGGAGAGCUCAAGAGUAGUCAGUAUGUGAGGAGGACCUGUGACAAAAGGGUUGAUGGUUGCCGCAACUCCUUGGAAUUGUCAUUACCACUUAGAAGUGCUCAGGUUUACAAGUUAGUUCGAAUUCUGAGGAUUUAGCGCAUCAAUAAUAAGUAUUGUAAUGGAACAUGGAACCAAGUAAAAGAUGGGGCUUUGAAGUCAAUAUAUGAACCUUUGGAAUUUUUAGCGAUAAGAUGUCAAAAUGGAGAUUGUAGCCACCUUACUGGUAUAGCUUUGGGAAUUCUGUUGAUAUUGAGGAUGCUUCAGUUUUGGCCCUUGGUUCAGUGCAUAUUCUCUGAAAUUUGUACAUGCUGAGACUGCUGAAUGCUGAGGCUCAUUAGCUUCGAACUGACUUCGAGGAAUUUAGCAAGCGUUCACGAAAGAGAAUUGCUAAAAGUAGAAAUUGUAGAGACAAGAUAAUAGUGAAUUGGCCAUUUCUUAUUAAUAUCAUUGUCUUACCUUAUAUCUCACCACCUCAUUUCACAUUUGCAGAAAUGUAUGAUUUUAUAACACUUUUACAUACAGUAAAUUAGUUUGGCAAGUUGUUUGCAGCAUUCUGCAAAUCAA
Molecule: messenger RNA, 3441 nt
Organism: Panicum virgatum (switchgrass)
Lineage: Eukaryota; Viridiplantae; Streptophyta; Magnoliopsida; Poales; Poaceae
Product: 1,4-alpha-glucan-branching enzyme 3, chloroplastic/amyloplastic-like
Exons: 22
Coding region: 52-2973 (973 amino acids)
Biological process (GO): glycogen biosynthetic process
Cellular component (GO): cytoplasm
Molecular function (GO): cation binding; hydrolase activity, hydrolyzing O-glycosyl compounds; 1,4-alpha-glucan branching enzyme activity
Source: RefSeq, a predicted model, not a curated record